AUGGCAACACCAGCAGCAGGGACGGGAGCACUCGAAGACUCCCACGUGGAGGGAAGCGGCUCAGCGUUCGGGAGUUUGUUCGACGCAUGCCUUAAAGCCUUCCUGCAGGAGCACUCUUCGUUAGGCUGGGGCGGUGACUGUUUUACCGGCAGCGAUGAACCCUUUCAGCCACCCCAGGAGCUUCUCUCGCAGCUGCAAGAGGAGACAGGAUUCUCCCUUAGCAGCGUCGCAGACAUCAGCACCAGCAGCAGCACCCCCACCUCCGGAGAAUCACAAGCGGCGGGGGGAAGAUGGAGCUUGGACCUGUACCGUUGCUUCCUCCUACUAUACAAGGUGUAUGGCCACUUGCGCCUCAUAUCGUUGAACGAAUCGGCAGCCGAGAUUUCCACGCCCCUCCUAAGGUUCCUCCUGCUGCCUCACUGCAUGGGUAUCAUGGCGCUAGAACGGCCUGAACAGAUACCAGACCGCCUGCCUCGUCUGCGCGAGUCUCAAAUGUACCUGUUGGAAUAUUUGCAGUCUUUGGAGUCCGCUGAGCUGCUUGGGAAAGAUGAGUGUAAUCGUCUCGAAUGUCUUCUGGAUGCAGUUGCCGACCCUAGCAAGCCGCCAGCCUCAUCGACUAAGAACUUGGAUCCUGCCACGUGCAGAACAAAGCUGAUCGAGGCAGCCCGGGAGGAAAAACAGCUGACCACAGCCAUCAAAGCGAUGCUCUCUCAGAAGGCAUCGAGAGAAGCGUCGUGGGAUUCUGAAGAGGAGCGACGUCUGUCGCUUUCUCUUUUGCAGUUGUGUGCCAAGGAGAGCUUCAAGCAGCUGGAUUUCAUCAAACAGGAGACGCCUUUGCUGAUGAUGCGGCUUUCACACGACAGGACGGCUGCUGCCUCCCGAGAGGACGUCCGCAACUUCUUGCGCUCCCGUGCAUUCCAGCCUGCACACAACCUUCCGACAAUGAGUCUUGCAGAAUGUGCCGAUAUUGAGAUGGAAACGGAAACGAAAAAAAUAGGGGCUGCCAAACCGAAGGUAGUCGUGGAGUUUCCGACGGGGGAGGCUUGGCAAGCGGCGAAGGAAGAGAAGGAAAUGGAGGCUAGGAAAUGGGAUGACUGGAAGGACGAGCAUCCUAAGGGAUCUGGCAACAAGAUGUGCAAUAGGGGAUAA
Cyclospora cayetanensis is the source of this 1149-nucleotide messenger RNA. Its product is annotated as immunoglobulin-binding protein 1. Gene Ontology annotation, biological process: regulation of signal transduction; regulation of dephosphorylation. The transcript has 12 exons. Gene Ontology annotation, molecular function: protein phosphatase 2A binding. The record is from RefSeq and is a predicted model, not a curated record. Gene Ontology annotation, cellular component: cytosol. The coding region runs from base 1 to 1149 and encodes 382 amino acids. Lineage: Eukaryota; Apicomplexa; Conoidasida; Eucoccidiorida; Eimeriidae.